AUGAAGCCUCUCAUUAUGGUUUGUGCCUUGGCGGCUGGUGCGACGGCAGUGCCAAAGGCUCACAAUUAUCAAUUACACGAGCGUCGUGAUUUCCUCCCAAAAUCUUGGGUUGAAAGCAAAAAGCUCGAGGGCAAUGUUUCACUACCUGUGCGAAUUGGAUUGACCCAGUCUAACCUAGACUAUGGCCAUGAGCUACUUAUGGAUUUAUCUAACCCUAACUCGAACCGAUACGGACAGCAUCUGUCUAUCGAUGAAGUGCACGACUUGUUUGCUCCAACUCAAAAGAGUGUGAAUGAUUUUGAUGCCGAUGCCGAGGAGCUCGAGAAUUUGCUGCACACAAAGUAUUAUGUCUACUCACAUGCUGAAACGGGUCGAUCGCACGUGGCCUGUCGCGAAUAUCAUCUCCCGAGCUGUGUACGCGAGCACGUCGAUUAUAUCACCCCAGGAAUCUCUCUGCGGGAGGUGACUGCUGUCCCGAGAUCGAUCGACAAGCAGAAACGCUUCGCUGAUGGGAUUCCCCCGAUCACUGAGCCAAUCCCCCUACCAAUUGAGACGCUGUCGAGCGCGGCUGCCUCCUUUUGCGACCAGGCGAUCACACCCGAAUGCGUUCUAGAGAUGUAUAACAUAAGUGCGGGUCACUCUGCCACAGAAGGGAAUGAAUUGGGGAUCUUUGAGGACAUCGGGGAUGUCUAUGCCCAGGAAGAUCUAAAUUCCUUCUUCUCAAAAUUGUACCCGAAAAUCCCCAACGGUACACACCCAACUCUCAAGUUAGUUGAUGGCGGUGAGGCUCCUACAAAUACCUCCACUGCUGGGCCUGAAUCCGAUCUGGACUUCCAAAUCUCCUACCCGAUUAUCUGGCCACAAAACUCCAUCCUUUUCCAAACCGAUGAUAUGUAUUACGAGCGUCAUUAUAGAUUCAGAGGGUUCCUCAAUACGUUCUUGGAUGCUAUCGAUGGCUCGUACUGCAGUACGAUCUCGCCUUUGGACCCUCCCUACCCUGAUUCAAAUGAUGGAGGUUACAAGGGCUCUCUGCAAUGUGGCGUGUACGACCCACCCAAGGUUGUCUCGAUUUCGUAUGGCUCCUCUGAGGCGGACCUUCCCAUUUCCUAUCAGCGGCGACAGUGCGCCGAGUUCAUGAAGCUAGGUACAAUGGGAGUUUCAGUGAUAGUCGCCUCGGGCGAUUCUGGAGUGGCUGGACGUGGAGGCGACCCCACCCCUAGCAACUGCCUUGGCUUAGAUGGUAGAAUCUUUGCUCCCGAUUUCCCUGCCUCCUGUCCAUACCUUACUGCGGUGGGAGGCACUGAAAUUCCUACCGGUUCCUCGGCAGGAGAUCAUCUGGAGCAAGCCGUGACAAGGUACCCAUCAGGUGGCGGUUUCAGCAAUAUCUAUAAGGCGCCUGAUUAUCAGGCGCAGGCUGUUGCGGACUACUUUGCCUCGGCUAAUAUCCCAUACCCAUACUAUGAGAGUGUGGAUAAUAGUAGCUUCGGUGAGAAUAACGGUAUCUACAACCGGAUUGGACGUGCCUACCCAGAUGUUGCUGCUGUUGGUGACAAAGUCGUUAUCUACAAUAGAGGAAUGGCUGUGGCAAUUGGUGGGACAUCGGCCUCUGCACCUGUGUUUGCUGGAAUCCUCACCCGCAUCAACGAGGAGCGACUGGCUGCUGGUAAGUCCACUGUUGGGUUUGUUAACCCUGUAUUAUACGCUCACCCAGAGGCGUUCUUUGAUGUGACCAAGGGCACAAAUGCAGGUUGUAAUACUGACGGCUUCUCUGCGGCCAAGGGAUGGGAUCCAGUGACUGGAUUGGGUACUCCUAACUAUCCAGAACUUUUAAAGGUUUUCAUGGGCCAGUAG
Messenger RNA from Penicillium griseofulvum, 1851 nucleotides. RefSeq names its product S53 family peptidase. Gene Ontology annotation, molecular function: tripeptidyl-peptidase activity; serine-type endopeptidase activity. Gene Ontology annotation, biological process: proteolysis. The record is from RefSeq and is a predicted model, not a curated record. The transcript has 6 exons. Bases 1 to 1851 code for a protein of 616 amino acids. NCBI's taxonomy places the organism in Eukaryota, Fungi, Ascomycota, Eurotiomycetes, Eurotiales, Aspergillaceae.